Messenger RNA from Saprolegnia parasitica CBS 223.65, 891 nucleotides. RefSeq lists its product as hypothetical. The record is from RefSeq and is a predicted model, not a curated record. The transcript is spliced from 6 exons. Bases 1 to 891 code for a protein of 296 amino acids. NCBI's taxonomy places the organism in Eukaryota, Oomycota, Saprolegniomycetes, Saprolegniales, Saprolegniaceae. Gene Ontology annotation, cellular component: membrane.
AUGGCAUCCAAGUCCGAGGUCCUACCGCUCGUGUCGCCCAAGCCGGAGGCGCACCACCACCUCCUCGGCCUCUCGCUCGUCGCGUGCUCGGCCUUCACCUUCAGCCUCAUGUCCUGCGCCAUCAAAUACGAGAGCUAUGUCAUGUCGUCGAUGGAGACGGUCUUUUGGCGCUCUGGCUUUGCAUGGAUCCUCAUCCUCAUCGCGAUCAAGUGCCAGCGCGUGAGCUUGUACGUCGCGCCGGAGUACCGCUUCUUCCUCGCGAUCCGCUGCUUUGUCGGCUUCCUCUCCAUGUCGCUGGGCUUUUGGACCAUGUCUCAAAUGGUGCUAGCUGACGCCAGCGUCAUCAUCUUUACGAGCCCCGUCUGGUCCUUCUUCCUCGGCGCGCUCAUCCUGCACGAGACCAUCGACCCGAUUUCGUUCAGCUGCGCGCUCUGCUCGUUCCUCGGCGUUGUCUGCGUCUCGCGACCGUCGUUCCUCUUUGGCGAGUCGGCUGAUGACGGUGUCCAUGGCUCCAAGUUUGCGGUCGUCGGCGGCCUCUGCGCGGCGGCCAGCCAAGCGCUUGUGUACGUCGUCGUGCGCGGGCUCAAGGGCCUCCACUUUAUGGUCGUCAUCCAGUACUUUAUGCUCACGUGCACGAUGGGGUCGGGUCUCUGGAUGCUCCUCGUCGAACAGCGCAUCAAUGUGGCGCUGACGGCGGACGUGUGGGCGGCGGCCGUGGCCACGGGCGUCUUUGGCUUCAUGGGCCAGCUCUUCAUGACGAAAGGCUUCCAGCUCGAGAACGUUGGCAUUGCGUCCGUCAUGCGGUACCUCGACAUCGUCUUCGUCCUCGGCGCCGUCAUCAUUUGCUCGUGCGCGAUCGUGAUCGCCCUCCGCAAGGCGCACAAGCAGUAG